AAAACUAUUACCAGUUGCGCAUGCGCCAGAAGGUGCACGCCUGCACGCGUUACUUUGGCGGUCCAUCCACUCCCGUCCUAUCUGUCUGCAACCCAACAACCCCAGGAGUCCUGACCGUCCAGGAGGAGCAGCGCUUUCCCGGGAGUCCAGAGUCGAGCGUCAACUCAACAAACUUUAGAAGGAGUCGAGAGCUGAAGGAGCCGCGCGCAGCAGCCAUGGCUGUGGUGAGGUUUUACAGCAGCCAAGCUCCGGAUGGACGGGCCUUGCAGCGAGCAGCAAAACUCUUCCCUCAUCUGUCCCUCGUAACGGAGCUGUGCUACAACGUGGAGCUGACAGGUGGUGAGAGUCUGAGUGCUGAGGAGAAGGAGGUUCUCCUCUGGCUGUUCCGUCCUCCCCUGCAGGCUGAACCGCUGUCGGAGAAACCGAACCUCACUGAGAGCAGCGAGGACACGCUGGUGGAGAUUGGACCCAGGUUGAACUUCUCCACCGCCUGGUCCACCAACGCCGUGUCCAUCUGCCGCAGCGCUGGCCUCGCUAACGUCACCCGAGUGGAGGUGUCUCGCAGGUUUCUCAUCAAGCCUAAGAAUGGAAAAGGAGCCGGAGAGCUCAGCGGCGACAUCAAGAAACUGAUCGAGUGUCUGCAUGACAGCAUGACGGAGUGCGUCUACCAUCGGCCCAUCACCUCUUUUUCUGUGGAGACCAAACGACAGCCCGUGUUUGAGGUGGACAUCCUGGGGAAAGGUCGUGCAGCCUUGGAGAAGGCCAAUGAUGACUUGGGUCUGGCCUUUGACUCCUGGGAUCUGGACUACUACACCUCAAUGUUCCAGCGGAUUCAGCGGAACCCCACCAGCGUGGAGUGUUUUGACCUGGCGCAGUCCAACAGCGAGCACAGCCGGCACUGGUUCUUCCGCGGGCGCAUGCUGAUCGACGGGCAGGAGCAGAAGGAGACUCUAUUCAGCCUCAUAAUGGACACCCAGCGGCACAGCAACCCCAACAACGUCAUCAAGUUCUGUGACAACAGCAGUGGUAUUAAAGGUGUGGAGAUCGAGUGUGUUUAUCCCAAAGAUCCUUCCAGAGCGAGCCCGUAUGAGACCCGACUCUCAUUAAGACACGUCAUUUUCACAGCAGAGACGCACAACUUCCCAACUGGCGUGGCUCCGUUUAGCGGGGCCACCACUGGAACCGGCGGCCGCAUCCGAGACGUUCAGAGCGCCGGGCGAGGAGGACACGUCAUCGCUGGAACUGCAGGAUAUUGCUUUGGAAAUCUGCACAUACCAGGGUACGAACUCCCCUGGGAGUCUGCAGGAGAGGAGUGGGAGUAUCCCUCCAGCUUUGCCCCUCCCCUGCAGGUGGCCAUCGAGGCCAGCGAUGGCGCCUCAGACUACGGCAACAAGUUUGGAGAGCCUGUCCUAGCAGGUUUUGCCCGCUCUUUCGGCAUGCGUUUGCCUAACGGGGAGCGGCGUGAGUGGAUAAAGCCAAUCAUGUUCAGCGGCGGCCUCGGCUCUAUUGCAGACUCGCACGUGAAGAAAGAAGAGGCUGAUGCCGCUCACUCUGCUUCCUCGCCGUCAGGAAUGGAGGUGGUGAAGAUCGGAGGGCCGGUGUACCGGAUCGGUGUGGGUGGAGGAGCGGCCUCCUCUGUUCAAGUCCAAGGGGACAACUGCAGCGAGCGGGACCUGGGGGCAGUUCAGAGAGGAGAUGCAGAGAUGGAGCAGAAGAUGAACCGAGCUCUCAGGGCAUGCUUGGAAAGAAGUGAUGGAAAUCCGAUCUGCAGCAUCCAUGAUCAGGGGGCAGGGGGAAAUGGUAAUGUUCUGAAGGAGCUCAGCGAGCCAGCCGGUGCCGUAAUCCAUUGCAGUAGAUUUAAGAAAGGUGACCCCACACUGAGCGUGCUGGAGCUGUGGGGGGCGGAGUAUCAGGAGAGCAACGCUCUGCUGCUGCGCCCGUCAGACAGGUCCUUCCUGGAGAGCGUGUGUCAGAGGGAGAAGUGUCCUGUUGACUUCGUGGGAAACAUCACUGGCGACGGAAAAAUCGUGUUGGUGGAUGAUGAGACUGGCAGCAAUGAUCAGGUGGACUGCGUUCGCCAUCCCGUCGACCUGCAGCUGGAGUGGGUUCUGGGGAAGAUGCCGCAGAAGGAGUUCAGGUUGGACCGAGUGACCCUCACCCAUCAGCCUCUGAGGCUUCCUGCCGGCCUCUCUGUCCGAGACGCUCUCCAGAGGGUUUUGCGUUUGCCUGCCGUGGCCUCCAAACGCUACCUGACCAACAAGGUGGACCGGUCUGUGACGGGGUUGGUUGCCCAGCAACAGUGCGUCGGUCCUCUUCACACCCCAUUGGCCGACGUGGCCGUUGUUGCUCUGUCACCGUUCAGUCUGGAGGGAGCAGCAACAGCCAUCGGGGAGCAGCCAAUUAAAGGACUGGUGUGUCCUGCAGCGGGGGCUCGCAUGGCCGUCGGAGAGGCUCUGACCAAUCUGAUGUUCGCCAGAGUCACGGCGCUGAAGGAUGUGAAGUGCAGCGGGAACUGGAUGUGGGCGGCCAAACUCCCCGGUGAGGGGGCGUAUCUGUGGGAGGCUUGCAAAGCCAUGUGUGAGGUGAUGAGUGAGCUGGGGGUCGCCAUCGACGGGGGCAAGGACUCUCUGAGCAUGGCGGCGAGAGUCGGAAAGGAGACGGUCAAGGCUCCAGGCGCCCUGGUGAUCUCGGCAUACGCCGUAUGUCCUGACAUCACUGCCACCGUCACGCCUGAUCUUGAGGAUCCUGAUGGAAAAGGUGUGUUGUUGUGGGUCCCUCUCAGUCCAGGUAACCAUCGCCUGGGAGGCUCCGCCCUCGCUCAGUGCUACAGCCAGCUAGCAGACUGCUCCCCUGACCUGGACCGUGCUGGACUGUUGGCCGCCUGCUUCAGUAUAACCCAGACGCUCCUGCAGGAUCGUCUGCUAAGUGCGGGACAUGACAUAAGCGAUGGCGGUCUAAUUUCCUGCUUGCUAGAGAUGGCAUUUGCUGGAAACCAUGGAAUCGAUGUUGAGCUGUCCUCACAAGGAAGUGAAGUCAUGGAGCUGCUGUUUAGCGAGGAACUUGGCGUGGUCCUGGAGGUUUCAGAGUCGGAUGUUGAGGCUGUUUGUCAGAGAUACAGCGACGCAGGCGUCCAGUGUCAUAGUAUUGGAAGGACCUGCGGCUUUGGACCAAACGCUAAGGUCAGAGUCUGUGUGGAUGGACAGGAGGUCCUUAUGGAGUCCCUGCCUGAACUCAGAGCAGCAUGGGAGGACACAAGCUUCCAGCUGGAGCGCCUCCAAGCCAAUGAGCUGUGUGUUAAACAGGAGGAGGAGGGGCUUGCCAAGAGGACGCAGCCGUACUUUAAAUUGAGCUUUGACCCAUCUGAAACUCCCAGCAUUUGCCAGCUUGCUGGAGGGCCUCCACGUGUAGCUGUGAUCAGGGAGGAGGGCAGCAAUGGAGAUCGAGAGAUGUCCGUCUCUCUAUAUAUGGCCGGCUUUGAGGUUUGGGAUGUCACCAUGCAGGAUUUGUGCUGUGGUUCCUUAACGCUUAAUCUUUUCAAAGCCGUCGUGUUUGUCGGCGGAUUCAGCUACGCAGAUGUUCUGGGAUCUGCUAAAGGUUGGGCUGCAACUGUUACCUACAACCCCAAAGCUAAAGCUGAGUUUGAUCGCUUUCAACGAAGAGAAGACACUCUGAGUCUGGGCGUGUGUAACGGCUGUCAGCUGCUCGCCCUUUUGGGCUGGGUGGGGGAGGCAGAGGAUGGAGCAGGCUCUGAGGUGGUGCUGACCCAUAAUCGUUCAGGCAGGUUUGAGUCGCGGUUUGUGAGUGUCGGGAUUCAGGAGUCCCCGUCCAUUUGGCUCAGAGGCAUGGAGGGCUCCGCUCUGGGAGUCUGGGUUGCUCAUGGAGAAGGUCUAAUGCAAUUCCGGAGUACCAAGGCGCAAGACCUUAUCAUUUCCGGUGGACUCGCCCCUCUCCGCUACCUUGAUGACCACGGUCUGCCCACCGAGGAGUAUCCCUUGAACCCCAACGGCUCCCCGCAGGGUGUGGCGGGGCUCUGCUCCAGGAAUGGGAGGCACCUGGCAAUGAUGCCUCACCCCGAGCGCUGCACCCUGAGCUGGCAGUGGCCCUGGGCCCCGAGGGAGCUCCGCCCUUCUUUGGCACCGUCGCCCUGGCUGUGCAUGUUCAAAAAUGCAGCUGCAUGGUGCAGCAACUCAGAUGGAUAAUGCUGUAUUUACAUGAUCAAAAUGCUGUGAAAGUGUAAUGAAAUCGUCAGUAUUAAUCAAUACACUUUUUAAAGUUG
Messenger RNA from Oryzias melastigma (Indian medaka), 4276 nucleotides. RefSeq names its product phosphoribosylformylglycinamidine synthase (gene pfas). Lineage: Eukaryota; Metazoa; Chordata; Actinopteri; Beloniformes; Adrianichthyidae. Gene Ontology annotation, biological process: 'de novo' IMP biosynthetic process. The transcript has 28 exons. Bases 21 to 4199 code for a protein of 1392 amino acids. Gene Ontology annotation, molecular function: phosphoribosylformylglycinamidine synthase activity. The record is from RefSeq and is a predicted model, not a curated record.